Molecule: messenger RNA, 1323 nt
Organism: Didymodactylos carnosus
Lineage: Eukaryota; Metazoa; Rotifera; Eurotatoria; Philodinida; Philodinidae
Source: the annotation of a GenBank genome assembly
AUGGCCGUGGUUUUAUCUUCGACGACAACAAUUAUUAUUAUUUCUACAGGAUCCUACACAUUUAGUUACAAAGUGGAGAAAUCGUUUAUUAUUUUCAACAACACAACUCAUGUGGGUCAACAAUUAAUUUCCAUACAGCAUUUGCAAGAUAUUAUUGAUAGUGACGCAUAUUCUAAACUUGAUCAUGGUCUUGUUCGGACAGAUAUUAAUCCUAAAGACAGACAAAAUUAUCGUUCUUGUGAAAAACUGACAUCAAAUGAUUUGUUAAAUAUUGUACGUAGUAAUCCUAAGACAUCAGAAACAUUUGUUUAUCUUCAUCUAUUAAAAUUGUUAAUAGCUGCUUAUAUUGAAAAAUCAACAACAGUUGCAGAACGUUUGCAUUCAGCAUGGGUUGUUGUAUUUGUUUGUCGAUUAUGGUGGUCAUGGCUUAAAAAUAAAACAUUUGCUAAUAAAUCAUCACUAUCAUCAGCAAUAAAAACUAAGAAAAAGAAAACCAGUAUAGACAAAUAUUUUAUGACUAAAACAGCAUACUUAUCCGUUGAAAUUAAUGCACACAAUUUACUUUACUUAAUAUUAUUAGUUAAACAAAAAAACCUGCCGAAAGAAGUAUUAAGUAUAUACUUAUUUAAUUCUCAAUCCUGUGAAUCUAUAUUUCGUAAUACGAGAUCAUUUAGUGGUGCUUACUCUACAAUUAUCAAUUUCACAGUUAGUGAUUUUCUUCGACGAGCAGAAAAAUUAUCCAUAUUAAAUCAAAUUAAGCGCAGUCAACAAUCAAACAAUAAUGAUCAUCUUUUAUUUCCAGUACAUCACAAACAUAAAAAAGAUAAUCAUUUAUUAAAACUACAAAUUACUGAUGAUGUUGAACAAUUAGAUAUUGAACAAACUAUAUUAGACUCAUAUAAUACAUCAAUUAGAUUGAUUGAAGAUUUGCAUAUGUCAACAGUUUUAAAACAACAUGGUAUAUUUCAAUUACAACAAUUAAGUAAAUAUGUAUUUCAUGAAUUAAGUUCCGCAUCGAAAAUGUUUGAUAAUUGUACAACAAAUAAUACCAGUGAUGAUUCUGAUUCAGAUUCAGAACGUGAACCUGAAUUAGAUGAUGCUGAUAAUAAUAACAACGACAGUGACGAAGAUAGUGAAUGUCAAUCCGAUGAUAAUGGAAGUAUCAGUACAGCAAAAACAAACUUUUCUGGUAUACAUAUUAAAGACAAGAUUACCACUGAAUUAAAAAAUUCGUAUUUUAAAAUAAUAAUUAAUAACACUGAUAAAUAUUUACAUCCCUCACAGUCAGCAAUCUGGCUGUUAACAGACAAAAAUAAUCUUUGA